AUCACUAUUCCAACGUUUACGGCAAUCAUCAUGAAGAGCCAACUUGCCUUUCUCCUGACGGCGUUGAGCACCGUCUCCGCCGGCCCCUGUAAAACUGCCACCACCACCGCUCCGUCACCUACGAUCGCCCCUUCCUGCACCUUUACAGGUACCCAGACACAAUGGGCCACCAGCGGAUGUGAUCUCUCCUGUGACAUGAGCGGUUUCUGCAUCUGGGACGCUGCCAUCACUAAGUCUUGCGGCUGCUCAUCUGUACCGAUCGUGACGACGACCGUCACCCUUUGCCCGACGAGAACGCCGUGUCAGCAGUGCACUACUGGUUGGGGCAUUGCCACGUAUACGCAACCUUGUGAGGCUACUGCGACUCCUUGA
This is a messenger RNA of Neurospora tetraspora, 372 nucleotides long. RefSeq lists its product as uncharacterized. The annotation marks the transcript as partial. The record is from RefSeq and is a predicted model, not a curated record. NCBI's taxonomy places the organism in Eukaryota, Fungi, Ascomycota, Sordariomycetes, Sordariales, Sordariaceae. The transcript is spliced from 3 exons.